AUAUCAACGAACAUAUUUCACCUCUUAGUUUACGAUGAGAGCGUCUCGUUUCUUGGGACCGCUAAUUGCCGGUAUAUUGGGUGUUCCAGACCUUGUGGGUGCAUCUCCAGGGGAUGAUCUCUAUAUUUUUGACGAUUGUUUGUUCCAAUGUGAACAGAUCACAUGUCAUAACAAUCAUUAUUAUAUACAUCAUCACGUUGAAUUCCAUAAUGACAAUGAAGAAAACCAUGGAAACCAUGAUUUACCGUAUCAUCCAGAAUGGUCCUUUGACCGGGAGCCGUUACCCGCAUACAUGAAGCUCAUGGGCUGGGAUUGUGGUCUGAAUUGUGACUAUCAAUGCCAACGUAUAAUUACCAAAGACAGACUCAAUAAUAACGAGGAAGUGUUACAAUUCCAUGGGAAAUGGCCAUUUUUAAGAAUCUUUGGGAUCCAAGAAUUGGCAUCCGUUAUAUUUUCCGUGGGGAAUUUCAUUCCUCAUUUCAUUGGUGCUCGUAAGAUCAUUCAAGCAAUGAAGCUGGAACUGUCAUGGACAAACUCAUUCCAAUACAUUAAUACGCUAGCCAUGGCUAUAAUUACAAUGGGUGCGUGGACGGCAUCCCUGGUGUUCCACGUGAGAGACACCGAACUUACUGAGAAAAUAGAUUACUUUUUGGCUGGACUUACUGUGUUAGCAGGGUUCCAUGGUAUUGCUCAAAGAGUGGGUAAUUUGUAUCUACCAGUUAAUAGAAUUCAAUCGUUAGCUUUGACUGCCAUCUGUGUCUUGGUUUACACUUUACACGUUUAUCGAUUAGUCACAGACUGGCUGUACACGUAUAACAUGCAAGCCAACGUGGCGGUGGCUCUACUUCAAAACGCAUGUUGGUGCACUUUAUGUUUCCGUUUAUAUUCACAUUUCUAUGAAUUGGAAUCUUCUGUUGAUGAAUCACUGACAAAAUUACAACGUCAUCAUCAUCUUAAUUACAUAGAUCCACAUAGAAUCAUUCUUCCUAGUUUCUAUGCCGCUUCACCAAAGCUUUACUCCUUAUAUCCACUCCUCUUAUCAUCGAUUGUGGUGGUUGGUAUGGCCCUUGAAAUCUUUGAUUUCCCACCGUUUUUCUUUGAUUUGAUCGAUGCACAUGCCUUGUGGCAUUUGGUUACCAUAAUACCUGCUACCUAUGGAUUGUACGACUGGAUUAUCUGGGACACAAAGGAAAAUGUGAUUUCAGAAUUGGAUCAAUUGAAUGAAAUUAAAGAGAGAUAGAAAGAUUCAAACGUGCAGAGGUUGAGUCUAUAUAUAAUUUAAAAGGAGAUAUACAACUCCCUCCUCUUGUAUUUUUCAAUUCAUUUUUUAUUGACAUAUUUAUAACAUAGAGAUAACUUGUAUGUAUUUAUAAGAUAAAGACAUU
[Candida] anglica is the source of this 1385-nucleotide messenger RNA. Lineage: Eukaryota; Fungi; Ascomycota; Pichiomycetes; Serinales; Debaryomycetaceae. The record is from the annotation of a GenBank genome assembly.